Molecule: messenger RNA, 1665 nt
Organism: Fusarium keratoplasticum
Lineage: Eukaryota; Fungi; Ascomycota; Sordariomycetes; Hypocreales; Nectriaceae
Exons: 1
Coding region: 1-1665 (554 amino acids)
Source: RefSeq, a predicted model, not a curated record
AUGCUACCUCCGGAUGGGCUCCAGGGGCUCAACGAUCAAGCCUGCUUCGACCAGGGCGAACUUCCUGUCGAUUGCCGUUCUCAGUCAGAUGCCCCGAAUCCCCCGAACGCCCCUGCAACUCCUGUCUCCAAAGUCCGUGCCUCGACCGCGAGGAGACGUCUUGCUCUGACAUCCAAACCCGUCAACACGCACCUAACGGAAACAAUACCUCGCCGUCUCUCCACUGCCGUUCCCGAGUGUUCGUCAUCAACGCCUCUACCAACGCCUUCGACGUUUUCAGCACCUCCAACGCCUUCAACGUCGUUACCGGCUCCUCUGCCUUCUCCUCCUCUACCCUCUCCUCCACUCGCUCCUCCUGUGGCCGCCCAUCAUCCCCCUAGCUCUGUCCGAAGACCCGAUCCCGGACUCCAUGUAGAACCUACCUCCCCGAGGCUUCACUCCCCUUUGCGUCACUCCGUGACCUUCUCCAACGACAUCGACCUCGCGCCUGAAUCACAGUUUCAAAGCCCUCCCGCCGGGCACGUUCGGCCCCAAUUCUUCGACAUGGCUUUCACCGGUGAUAAGAGGACCGCUGCCCCCAGGCCCAGGACCAGUCUGCCUGCUGUUGUAGAGGAAGCCCCUCGAAAUCGAUUUCCGUCUUGGUUCUCUCGCGCCAGUGUUCCUGCUCCCAACGCACCAGCAUCCUCAUCGACCCCAGUGGUUCCCGAAGCUCGACCACGCAGUGGCUCAUCGGCGUCCAAGAUUGCGGCUGCAGCUGCGCUGUCUCGAUUCAACAUCUUUGGCUCCAUAUCCACUCCUUCUACUCCUACCUCUCCCACUUACGGCGACGAGCUGAUGAAUCUCGACAUUGAAAAGGGACUCUUUCCCAAUGGAGCUCCUGUCGAAGGAAGCACAUUCUCGCCAUCCUCAUUUAAGAACCUACAGAUGAAUGCCACCGGACUGCUGAGCAAGUUCCAAGUGGCCUAUCAACAACGCACAACCGAAGUCCAGGAGCUCAAGGCUGAGCGUGAGACGGAGGUAUCCACCAUGAACGAUGCCGGGGAAAAGAUUCGACAGCUUGAGAAGAAGCUCGAUGAUCAGGCCCGGCAAGCUGCAGAGCGUGAUGCUUUUAUCGAGUAUCUGCUCAACCAGCUUGCUGAGCAAAAGGACCGCGCGGAUCUUGAGGCUGAGGCAAAUCGCGAAAAAGAGUUGGCACCCUCUGGAGCUUCCACUAUUUCCGAGGACCUGGGUAUCGACGAGGAUCGUCAAAGACGCUGGCGAAAGAGCACUUCGACCUCUUCUGACGAUGGUAGCGUGGAUGAAGCGAGUGUCUUCUCUCGAUCCCGGAGCCCGACCAUCUCUACCAGCAUCAUGUCAGCAGACAUCAGCCCGGUCACAACCCCCACAAUUCAGUAUAAGCCAGUCAUUGUUGAGCCUCCACGGGCCAACCGCAACAGCAGCGCUCAGAUGAACCCUAUUCAGAAGCUCUUCAAGGGAAUCACUAGUGAAGCGCCCAGAAAUACAGCCCCUGAGACCUGUCGCAAUUGCCAAGGGCAGGAGGCCAGUAUUGCUUGGGAUACAGUCAAUCUUCUCAAGGAUGAAAACAAGGGGCUCAAGCAAAGAGUUGAAGAGCUUGAGACAGCUGUUGAGGGCGCACUAGAUGUCGUCAAUGGCUUGGUGUUGUGA